GCGCUGGGACGGUGUGGGCGGGUCACGCAGACCGCGCAGCCAGAAGCGGCGGCGGCUGUGUCCCGGGGGCUGCGCGCUGGAGCCGGCUCCGGGCUCUGGCUAAGCGAAGCGCCGCGCAGUGCUGAGCUCGCCGCCCGCCACGGAGCCAUGGAGAUUGGCACCGAGAUCAGCCGCAAGAUCCGGAGUGCCAUUAAGGGGAAAUUGCAAGAACUAGGAGCUUAUGUUGAUGAAGAACUUCCUGAUUACAUUAUGGUGAUGGUGGCCAACAAGAAAAGUCAGGACCAAAUGACAGAGGACCUGUCCCUGUUUCUAGGGAACAACACAAUUCGAUUCACCGUAUGGCUUCAUGGUGUAUUAGAUAAACUUCGUUCUGUUACAACAGACCCCUCUAGUCUAAAGUCUUCUGAUACCAACAUAUUCGAUAGUAACGUGCCUUCCAACAAGAGCAGCUUCAGUAGGGGCGAUGAGAGAAGGCACGAAGCUGCAGUGCCACCCCUUGCAGUUUCUAGCACGAGAGCUGAGAAAAGAGAUUCCAGAGUUUCUUCAAGUUCACAGGAGCAGAAAGCCACUAAUGUCAGGCAGAGUUAUGAUGAUGGAGCUGCAACCCGAUUAAUGUCAACAGUGAAACCUCUAAGGGAGCCAGCACCCUCUGAAGAUGUGAUUGAUAUUAAGCCGGAACCAGACGACCUCAUUGAUGAAGACCUCAAUUUUGUGCAGGAGAAUCCCUUAUCUCAGAAAAAACCCACAGUGACACUCACAUAUGGCUCUUCUCGCCCUUCUAUUGAAAUUUAUCGACCACCUGCAAGUCGAACUGCAGAUGGUGGUGUUCAUUUAAACAGGUUGCAGUUUCAACAGCAGCAAAACAGUAUUCAUGCUGCCAAGCAGCUUGAUAUACAGAACAGCCGGGUAUAUGAAACGGGACGUUUGUGUGAGCCAGAAGUGCUUAACAGCUUAGAAGAGACUUACAGUCCUUUUUUCAGAAACAACGCAGAGAAAAUGAGUAUUGAGGAAGAAAACUUUCGGAAGAGAAAGUUGCCUGUGGUAAGUUCAGUUGUUAAAGUAAAAAAGUUUAAUCACGAUGGAGAAGAGGAGGAGGAAGAUGAUGAUUGUGGGUCCCGCGCAGGAAGCAUCUCCAGCAGUGUGUCAGUGCCUGCAAAACCCGAAAGGAGACCCUCACUUCCUCCUUCUAAACAAGCUAAUAAGAACCUAAUUUUGAAGGCUAUAUCUGAAGCUCAAGAAUCUGUAACAAAAACAACUAACUAUUCUACAGUCUCGCAGAAACAGACACUUCCAGUUGCUCCCAGAACUCGAACUUCUCAAGAAGAAUUGCUGGCAGAAAUGGUCCAGGGGCAAAGCAGGACCUCUAGAAUAAGUCCCCCCAUUAAAGAAGAUGAAGCAAAAGGAGAUAAUGUAGAGAAAGGUCAAGGAACUCAGCAGAGGCCGUUACUGUCCCGGCUGCAAAUUGAUCCAGUCAUGGCAGAAACUCUGCAGAUCAGUCCAGAUUACUAUGACAUGGAAUCCCUGGUCUAUGCAGACACAAGAUCAUUUAUUCUGAAGAAGCCAAAGCUGUCUGAGGAAAUAGUAGUGGCAUCAAACCAAGAGUCGGGAAUGAAGACCGCAGAUACCCUUCGGGUACUUUCAGGACACCUUAUGCAGACACGAGAUCUUGUACAACCAGAUAAACCUGCAAGUCCCAAGUUUAUAGUGACGCUGGAUGGUGUUCCCAGCCCCCCAGGAUACAUGUCAGAUCAAGAGGAGGACAUGUGCUUUGAAGGAAUGAAACCUGUAAACCAAACUGCAGCCUCAAACCAGGGACUCAGAGGUCUCCUCCACCCACAGCAGUUGCAGUUGAUGAGCAGGCAGCUUGAUGACCCCAAUGGUAGCUUUGCACACGCUGAGAUGAGUGAACUGAAUGUGGCACAGAAGCCAGAAAAACUUUUGGAGCGCUGCAAGUACUGGCCUGCCUGCAAAAACGGGGAUGAAUGUGCUUACCACCACCCGAUUUCACCUUGCAAGGCUUUCCCCAAUUGUAAAUUUGCUGAAAAAUGUUUGUUUGUUCAUCCAAAUUGUAAAUAUGAUGCAAAAUGUACUAAGCCAGAUUGUCCCUUCACUCAUAUGAAUAGAAGAAUUCCAAUACUGCCUCCAAAACCAGCAGUUAUAACAGCAACACCAUCUUCUAGUAGUCAGCUCUGCCGUUACUUCCCUGCUUGUAAGAAAAUGGAAUGUCCCUUCUAUCAUCCAAAACACUGUAGAUUUAACACUCAGUGUACAAGACCUGACUGCACGUUUUAUCAUCCCACCAUUACUGUGCCGCCACGACAUGCCUUGAAAUGGAUUCGGCCUCAAACCAGAACGAAUAUUCAUGGUCUGAAGAUACUCAACUUCUUAAUUAAGGUAUGUGGUAUAUAGGGAUGCGAAGCAGUUAAUUAAAAAAAUUUUUUUGGUUUUAUUCAGUGAAUGACAGUCCUACCUGGCAGAAGAUCGUGAAGUUUGAAAGUUUCCAUCUACUGAUGAAAAAGAUUCUGUAGAACUUGUCAAAUCUUUGAAACUUGGAAUAUAUUGCUUUCAUAAUAUGAAGUUAUUGCCUAUCUGAAGUACCUAAUUUUUCAAGUUUGUAAGUUUAUUAUGUGGUUUUAACAUUGGGUGUUUUGUUGUUGUUUGCCUUGUUUUGACUAUGGAAAGACAGUUUAAGGAAAAACUGAAUUCUAUUAAAACACCUGGUGUGUUUGUACACUGCUGUUUUGAGUAUCAGCAUGUACAACAUGGUGAUAUUGUCAGUACAGAUAAUCCAGUUUGGGGCUACAUGUUGCUGUGAGUGUCUGCGUGUGUGUGCGGGAACGUGUGUAUACAAAGAAUAUAGUGAGGGGAACAUCCUUAUUCCAAAAGUUGGAUUGCUACUUUCAUUUUUUCCAGGGAUUAUACAAUGUUCAUGAUCCACUAAAAAAGUGUUGAGGUAGUUUAAAUAGUCCAUCCUACUUUUUAAUUUUAAGUGAUUAAGUUUGGCUUCUUAGGUUGCGUGCUGGUUUGGUAAAUGGUUCCCAAAUAGCUAGUCUUUGCCUUCUGGGUAAGGAUGAGUGAGGUGGGCAUGUAGAGUGAAAACAGCUGGAAUGCCAACGGCAAAAAGAAAAAGAACAAUUACUUAAAAUGUUUUUCAUUUACUGUUAACAUAUACUUUUAAAAUAAAUAUUUUGGAGAACUACAUUAUCACAAAAUUAUACAAAAGUUUUUACAAGUAUAUAUACAUAGGUAUCAGAGAACAGACUUGAAAUUCACAAGAUUAUAUAGCUAUACAUAUAUAUUCUCCCAUUCUGAAAAACAUUCUCAGAAAUAAUUCCAGAAAAUAUAGUUACUGAAGAUAAUUUUUUAAAUGUAAAAAUUAGAUUUCAGUAGUAUAUUUUAAAUGUCAGACUAUAUAAUUACAGAGAUCAGAUGGAUAAAUUGCAAAGUAGGACUAAACUUUUUGACUACUGAAUUAAAAUACAGUUAUGUGUUUGUGGUUUUUAAAAUUGUUAAGGCAAGAAGUGUCAAAAACUUUAGAAUUAAACGGAUCGCUGAUUUUAAAGA
Molecule: messenger RNA, 3564 nt
Organism: Myotis myotis
Lineage: Eukaryota; Metazoa; Chordata; Mammalia; Chiroptera; Vespertilionidae
Gene: ZC3H14
Product: zinc finger CCCH-type containing 14
Exons: 17
Coding region: 148-2409 (753 amino acids)
Biological process (GO): regulation of mRNA stability
Cellular component (GO): cytoplasm; nucleus
Molecular function (GO): metal ion binding; poly(A) binding
Source: RefSeq, a predicted model, not a curated record